Messenger RNA from Bombyx mandarina (wild silkworm), 3494 nucleotides. It is a transcript of the gene Rtel1, whose product is annotated as Regulator of telomere elongation helicase 1. Gene Ontology annotation, molecular function: hydrolase activity, acting on acid anhydrides, in phosphorus-containing anhydrides; ATP binding; DNA helicase activity. The record is from RefSeq and is a predicted model, not a curated record. NCBI's taxonomy places the organism in Eukaryota, Metazoa, Arthropoda, Insecta, Lepidoptera, Bombycidae. Gene Ontology annotation, biological process: regulation of double-strand break repair via homologous recombination; DNA repair; negative regulation of t-circle formation. Gene Ontology annotation, cellular component: nucleus.
UUUUUCACAAAGCAAAUGUGGUACAUCUAAUGUUCGUUCAGGUCCUCCAGUUCACUGGACUCUCAAUAAAUAACUAAUAUUUUUCUGAGGCUAAAGUGCAUCCUACCUCGUCUCGUUUCACUUAAUUUCAUCACAAUUUAUUAAUGUCUCAGAUUAAUCAACUUCAUUUCAUUUUGUUUUAUAUUUUUUUCAUAAAACUGAGUAAAGUGUAAAUAAUAUGUAAAUUGGCUGUAUGGUAUGAAACUUAUACCUUUCUAGUUAGAAAAAUGGGACUACUACUUUUGGCGGGAAACUUGACAGUGUGAUGAUGACAUUUUAAUAAUGACAUUAAUUUGCUUAAUAUUUAAGAAGUAUAAAGUUUGAAACAAUAAAUCCUAUGGAAUUCGUCGUGUGUAUAUUACAUAGAUUGGUUGAAGUGUUUAAACAAUUUGUAUUUUGAAUUCUUUCAACUGACAUCCGUUGUGCAUAGUUUUCAUGUUAAUUUUUAUACCUAACCACUGGAAUGAUAAAAACUGAAAAAAAGACUCGACUUAAAUUAAGAUACACUAUUUGAACCAUAAUUAAAGAAACUCAAAUAAAAUGCCUGAUAUAAUGAUAUCCGGUAUUCCCGUAAGUUUUCCCUUCGACCCUUACGAUGUGCAGAAAGAAUACAUGUGCCGCGUAAUUGAAAGCCUUCAGAAUAACACUAACGCAAUAUUGGAGUCUCCUACCGGAACUGGAAAGACCCUUAGUCUAUUGUGUUCAUCAUUAGCAUGGCUACUAGUGAAAAAGGCUCAACUGCAAAUGAACGCGCAGGUCGGUAAUUUUUCAGAUCACAGCGGUUUCACUGGCAAGUUAAUAGAUAACUUAAAAUCUGGCACUGGAAAAUCCAAGGAUGCGUCUUGGGGUAUGCCUAAAAUCAUAUAUUCUUCCAGAACACAUUCACAAUUAACACAGGCUAUGCAGGAAUUGAAGAGGUCAAGUUACAAGCAUGUCAAAGCUGCGGUCUUGGGCUCCCGAGAUCAGAUGUGCAUUCAUCCCGAAGUUUCGAAAGAACCAAACAACAACAAUAAAGUAAAUAUGUGCCAACUAAAAGUGAAAUCUAGAACUUGCUUCUUUUAUAACAAUGUUGAAUCUAAGAAGGAUGACAGAGCAGUGAGAGGUGAUGAUAUUUUAGAUAUAGAAGAUUUAGUAGGUGUAGGAAAGAAAUUAAAAUGCUGUCCAUAUUAUUUAUCGAAGGAGCUAAAACAAGAUGCUGAUAUAAUAUUUAUGCCAUAUAAUUAUUUAUUGGAUCCGAAAUCAAGAAAGGCAAAUGGAGUGGAACUCAUGAAUAACAUUGUUAUUUUGGAUGAGGCUCAUAAUGUUGAAAAAAUGUGUGAAGAAUCUGCAUCUCUUCAGAUAAGGACCACAGAUAUAGCUCUGUGUAUUGAUGAAAUAACACAUGUCAUGAAGAGCUUUAGUGAGACUAGUGAGGAGCAGAUAGAUGCGACAGUUGAUAGUAGCCAACCUAAGGAUUUUACUUGUGAUGAUUUAUGUAUACUGAAAGAAAUGAUGCUGGCCUUUGAAAAGGCUGUAGAUGAUAUAGAAGUUGGGAGAGAGGGUAGUACAUAUCCAGGUGGUUUUAUAUUUGAUUUGCUGUCCAAGGCUGAAAUCAGAGAUCAUAACCAAAUGGCCGUGAUAACCAUGAUUGAGAAUCUCAUUCAAUAUCUAGCAACAGCAAGUUCAUCACCCUUUCAACGCAAAGGUGUUGGGUUGCAGAAAAUUGUAGAUCUUUUAAAUGUUGUGUUUAGUGGCACUAGUCAUUCACACAAAGAAAGGGUUAAGCUAUGUUACAAAGUACAUGUACAAGUUGAGGAUAAAAAAAGCAAUAAGAAAACAGAAGGUUGGGGUGCACUGAAGCCGAACAGUUCUAAAUCUACAGAGAGGAUACUAAGUUACUGGUGCUUCAGCCCUGGUUUUGGCAUGAAGCAAUUACUUGAACAGAAUGUUAGAAGCAUAAUAUUGACAAGUGGUACUUUAGCACCUUUAAAACCCCUCAUAUCUGAACUGGGUAUUCCAAUAGGUGUACAGUUAGAAAAUCCACAUAUUGUUAAAUCAAAUCAAAUAUGUGUAAAAAUUAUUGGACAAGGGCCAGAUGGGGUCCAACUAAAUUCUAAUUAUCAGAACAGAGACAAUCCUAAGUAUAUAACCUCUUUGGGAAGAACAAUAUUAAGUUUUAGCAGAGUUGUACCAGAUGGACUUUUAGUAUUCUUCCCUUCAUACCCAAUCAUGAAUAAAUGCCAAGAAAUGUGGCAGUCUGAAGGAAUUUGGACUAAUAUUAACAGCAUCAAACCAAUAUUUGUGGAACCGCAAAGGAAAGAUACAUUCAAUGCUAUCAUUAAAGAUUACUACAGCAAAAUAAGUGAUCCAAGUACACGGGGUGCAUGUUUUAUGGCAGUUUGUAGAGGUAAAGUGUCAGAAGGGUUGGAUUUUGCUGAUAUGAAUGGAAGAGCUGUGAUAAUAACUGGGUUACCAUUUCCUCCUCUUAAGGAUCCAAGAAUUGUAUUGAAGAAGAAAUAUUUAGACGAAUUGAGAAUGAAAGAAAAGGACUUUUUGUCAGGAGACGAAUGGUACUCUUUAGAAGCAACUAGAGCCGUCAAUCAGGCUAUUGGCAGAGUUAUAAGGCAUCAGAAUGAUUAUGGUGCUAUUCUUCUGUGUGAUAGCCGAUUCAACAGUCCAAAAUUAAAAGGUCAGUUGUCAGCUUGGCUACGUAAUUACAUAAAUGUGUCCAAUAAAUUUGGUGAGACUGUCAGUGAAAUAUGCCGCUUCUAUAAGAAUGCUGAAAUGGCAUUGCCUGCUCCAAAACUAAAGCCGUUGAUGUCAAAUGAAUCAAACAGACAACAAUCUGUCAAUGUUGGUGGAGUAUCAUUUCCAAUUACAGUUGCUAGGACUGUUAAAUCUACUAAAAAGAAUGUAAGUCAAUAUCCAAAUUCUAAUGAAGUGUAUGCAGAUUUUUCAAUGGAUUUCUACAAAAAUUCUCAUUCUUCAGCUUAUGUAAAUGAAUUUCGACCAAAACAAACAAAAGAUUUAUUUAGUGCUCUAGAUACAAGUGUUGAAGCAAAUGAAUCUUCAACUCAGAGUUUAGUGGCAAUAAACAAAAGAACUGCUGAAGACAAUUUAUUAGCAAAUGUAUCUAAAAAGAAAAAAUACAAAAUUAAACCCUUUGGUUUUGAUGAAAAUUUGAAAAGUGAACCUAGUAACAUAGUAGAGAAAACUGCACCUACAUCACUAGUAGAUUUUGUUAAAGAAAUAAAGGUUUUAUUACAACCAGAACAAUAUAAAUUAUUUCAAGGUUCAAUAUCAGCUUAUAAAAGAGAAGGGGAUUUUUCAGCAUUUGUGACCACCCUAGGUAAUCUAUUUGAAAACAGAAAUAUGUUUUAUUUAUUGAAGGGCAUGAAAAGAUUUCUUAAAGAAGAACAUAAAAAUAAUUUUCAAGCAUAUUGUGAUAAAGUUAAAUUUGACACAUGACAUUUAGG